AUGGCAAAGUGGGCUUCAUUAAGUUCGAAAGAAUCAUGGUUGAAAAAGCUUUCCCGUCAUUUUUACAGAAGGCGCUCGAUGUCGACUCUUUCAUCUAAAACGGUUUACGGAUCUCCGUUGUCUCGUUUUCUCGUUGACUACCGAUCUAAGGAAUCCGAAACUCGCCUCUGCCGUGCUCUGCAAACUGGUUAUGCUGUUCCUUACCUAUCCUUAUCUUCGUGCUAUGAUGCUCAAUCCGAACCUUCUUAUUGCGGGGUUAGUACUUUAGCAAUCAUCCUAAAUGCCUUACGAAUAGAUCCUCAGCGUAAGUGGAGUCCUAUGUCAACCUGGCGAUGGUACACCGUGGAACUUCUAGAUUGUUGUUAUUCACUUGAGGAAGUGAAAAAAUCUGGAAUCAAUUUGGAUGAAUUUGUGUAUUUGGCAAGUUGCAAUGGAGCAGUAGCGAACGUUGUUCGACCAAAUUACUCGAAAGAACAUUAUGAUGAGUUUGCUCAUACUUUAGAGCGAGUUUGUACUGGUGGUAAGCAGUCUAAAGAGGAACUAGUCGAUGGAGAACUUCCAGAGGAGCUUAUGGCAAUUUCUUUUUCGAGAGUAGCUCUAGGGCAGGUUGGAGAAGGCCACUUUAGUCCAAUUGCCGCAAUGGACAAAGAAUCAAACUCUGUGUUGAUAUUUGAAACGGCAAGAUACAAAUACCCACCAUAUUGGGCUCCUAUUGAAGUGCUUUUCCAAUCCAUGUUACCAUUGGAUAGUGUCACUGGAAAAAGUCGAGGUUAAGUGGUAUUGAAGGCAAAACAAGAAUGGAAUUAUGAAAGUGACUUCGUAAAUCAUGGCAAAAGACGAAUUCAGUUUUUUGAAAUAAGAAACACAGUCGUGAGCAUGAGUAUUAACAAAGUCUGCAGCUAAUACAUACAUACAUACAUACAUACUUUAUUUAUUCCAGAAGCAGAUGAUAACUAUUAUAUACAAAUAAAACUAAAAAGAAAAUACUUCUAGAAAAGGAAGUUAAGAGGUUAUCCCUGUGUAAAAACUCCCUUAAAAGAAAAGACAAAAUAUAAAUCAAAAUCAUUACAAUCAAAUAUUUAAGUACGAUUUAAGUUUAGAUUUAAAAUGCUGAAAGCUGUCAGCUUCCACUAUAUCACCCGGUAACUCGUUCCAUAAUUUGACAAUCCUAAUAAAAAAAGAAUUUUUGUAACAAUUAAGUCUAGCUGGUUUAAUAUAGAGUUUGUAUUGAUGAUUUGCUCUCGUAGACCGAAUCGUGGCAAUAUCAAAGAAGUCUUCAAAAUUUAAAUGAUAAAAACCAAAAACUAUCUUAUAACAUUCGACUAAAGAUAAGUAAGUUCUACGGUCAGAGAGAGUGGGCCAUUUUAACAGUUUGCAUCGGUCUUCAUAGGACAUUUCUCCUUUGCGUUGAUUUAAAGCGAGUCUUGAGGCUCUUCGCUGUACAUUUUCAAGGGCAUGGAUGUCCUUAACAAGGUAAGGACACCAAACAGGUACCGCAUAUUCCAAGAUUGGCCGUACCAGAGACAUGUACAGCAUAGAAAAAACAUUUGUGUUAGCGGUGCCUACUGAGCGUUUAAUGGAACCUAAAACUUUGUUCGCUUUAUUGACAGUGAUACUUAUGUGAUGGCCCCAUGAAAGAUCUCUAGUUAGUGUGACACCGAGAUCUUUAAAAUUAGUCACGUCUUUCAGGGGCUUUUCUAAGAAAUAAUUAGUUACCGACUUAUCGCGUAAAUGCGUGAUUCGCAUAGAUUCGCAUUUGUCUGCGUUGAAACGUAGCUGCCACUUACGAGCCCAUGCGCUAAGAUUAUUAAGAUCAUCCUGAAGAAGCUGACUAUCUUUUAUAGGGUCAAUUAUCUCUCUGUAGAUCUUCGUGUCGUCUGCAUAUAAUUUUACUGUAGAUGAUAAGAAUUCAGAUAUGUCAUUAAUAUACAAUAAAAACAACAAUGAUGCAAAUGCAAAUGCAAAUGCAAAUUCGUCUUCGUUAAAUUGUAAUUCCCUUUCUUAUACAACCUGUUUAUUAAGCAAUAUGAAUCAUGUUGUAGAAAUAUCUCAGUGUUUGUUCGAAAUAUUCUUCUCUGUAGAAGCUGCCAAAAAGUAAUUUAAGAAUGGCAAGGAGACCAUUUUCCAUCCGACUUAGUAGAGACGUCAUUAACAACGAACUUUUGUUGUUGCCGCUCUCUUCUAUUCACGAAGUUACUCAAUUGUUUUUUCGUCUGCUUUUAUGUCUGAAGGUGACAAUAAAACGGCACUUUUAAUAAUAGUACUUUAUACGACAUGAGAUUUUUUUGCUGGAAAUAAAAACAUCAUUACUGUUAUCUUCGCCCGUACAUGCAGCAGUUGGAUUGGGAAAGAUUAUAAAUAAAAACGGAAGAAUUUAGGAUCGUGUUGUGCAGUGAACAUUACUCGAUUCGACCCAAACCUCCCUUGUGUUUUCGCACCUUUGCGCCCACCGCACCGUUUAAUAUCGCAUCAUAUUGCCCUCCGUUUUAAUCACUGAACGCCUGGAAACGCGUCAGAGUGGACUCUCUGUGACAAAGGGCUAACGCGAGAAACAUCAGCUUAAGAUUAUUUACAGUGGCCAAAUCACAUAUCAACUCGGUUGACAAAACCAAAUCAUGCUGUUAUACACCAAACCCUGAUUUGCAUGACUUUUUCGGCAGGCAAAGCUCGUUAUGGGGCUUCGCUCCAUUUCGUUCUUUAAGUGGCGUGAACAGGCGUCUAAUACAGCCUGGCUUUUAUGACGGUUAACAGUAAAGGUACUGUAUUUUUCACAAUUUGCGGUCAUAAGUUUGGCCUUUUGAAUUGAAAGGUGACGGAAAACCCCAUUGAGAUCAUCAAAUCAGUCGAAACAAUGGGCUUAAAAUAAGUUCUAAAGAAUCAAAGUUGGAAAAGCUUUCGUGUGAUUGUUACAGAAGGCACUCGAUGUUGACUUCUUCAUCUAAAACGGUUUACGGAUCUCCGUUGCCUCAUUUUCUUGUUGACUAUCGAUCUGAGGAAUCCAAAACCCGCCUCUGCCGUGCUCUGCGAACUGGUUAUGCUGUUCCUUACCUAUCCUUGUCUUCGUGCUAUAAUACUCAAACCGUUCCAACUCAUAGCGGGGUUAGUACUUUAGCAAUCAUCCUAAAUGCCUUGCGAAUAGAUCCUCAGCGUAAGUGGAGUCCUUUGUCAAGUUGGCGAUGGUAUACUGCGAAACUUUUAUUUUGCUGUGGUGCAUUGGAAGUCGUGAGGGACAAUGGAACAAUAACUUUGGAUGAAUUUGUGAGUUUGGCAAAUUGCAAUGGAGCAGUAGCGAGCGUUGUUCGACCAAAUUACUCGAAAGAACAUUAUGAUGAGUUUACUCAUACUUUAGAGCGAGUUUGUACUGGUGGUAAGCAGUCUAAAGAGGAACUAGUCGAUGGAGAACUUCCAGAGGAGCUUAUGGCAAUUUCUUUUUCGAGAGUAGCUCUAGGGCAGGUUGGAGAAGGCCACUUUAGUCCAAUUGCCGCAAUGGACAAAGAAUCAAACUCUGUGUUGAUAUUUGAAACGGAAAGAUGCAAAUAUCCACCAUAUUGGGCUCCUAUUGAAGUGCUUUUCCAAUCCAUGUUACCAUUGGAUAGUGUCACUGGAAAAAGUCGAGGUUACGUGGUAUUGAAGGCAAAACAAGAAUGGAAUUAU
Pocillopora meandrina is the source of this 3654-nucleotide messenger RNA. NCBI's taxonomy places the organism in Eukaryota, Metazoa, Cnidaria, Anthozoa, Scleractinia, Pocilloporidae. The record is from the annotation of a GenBank genome assembly.